Pseudovirgaria hyperparasitica is the source of this 1191-nucleotide messenger RNA. RefSeq lists its product as uncharacterized. The transcript has 2 exons. NCBI's taxonomy places the organism in Eukaryota, Fungi, Ascomycota, Dothideomycetes, Acrospermales, Acrospermaceae. The record is from RefSeq and is a predicted model, not a curated record. The annotation marks the transcript as partial.
CUCUGGCGCUAUGUCAGGUUCCUACGACACAUCCAGCUAUGGCUCCAGCGUAAGCCCAUCCCUCUCCCCCAAGAUCCAAAGUACAAGCCCCAAGAUGCCACCGUACUGAUCCCGACAAUCUGCGACAACACCGAGAUGCUGGAAGUCACCAUCCAAAAAUGCGCCCUCUCCAGACCCUCCCAGAUCAUCCUCGUCGGCGUGACAAACCGCAAAGUCCUCGACCCCCUCGUGGAAAAGUACGUCGACGAGUUUCGCGAUCACUACGGCACCAGCCUCAAAGUCCUAUACAGCAAGGAAGCCAACAAACGCAAACAAGUCGCCAUCGGCAUCAAGCAGAUCGCAUCUUCCAUCACCGUCCUCGUCGACGACGACGUCAUCUGGCCCGACCGCCUCCUCCACCACCUCCUCGCGCCCCUAGACAACCCCACCGUCGGCGCCGCCGGCACCCUCCAACAAGUCCAGCUCCGGCCCGGCCUGACGCUCCCCGAGCAACUCUUCGAAAUCCUGGGCUCAUUCUACAUCCAGCGCCGCAACGUCGAAAUCACCGCCACCACCGCCAUCGACGGCGGCACAUCCUGUCUCUCCGGCCGCACCGCCGCCGUCCGCACCGGCAUCCUCGCCGACCCCGCCUUUCUCGCCGGCUACACGGCCGAGACCUGGCGCGGGCGCAUCCUCAGGGCCGACGACGACAACUUCGUUACGCGCUGGCUGUAUAAGCGCGGGUGGCAGAUUCGCGUCCAGGUUGCGCCCGAGGCCGUCGUCAGGACGUAUCAGGAGGUGUCGCCUAGGUUUCUGAAGCAGUGUUUGCGCUGGGUACGGAGCACGUGGCGGAGCAAUUAUACGACGUUGGUGUAUGAUGGUGAUGUCUGGAUGAAACAGCCCUGGUCGACAUACGCGCUGUACACUCAAGUCCCCUUUCCAUCCAUCCUCAUCGACCCGCUCCUCCUCUGGCUCCUCCUCGGCGCAACGUCCCCAUCCACCGGCACCUACACCACAAGCACAGUCUUCCUCCUCUGGCUCGCCCUCACCAAAACGGCUAAAUUCACACCCCUCUACCGCCGCCACCCCAGAUGGCUCCUCUUCCUCCCUGCAACGCUGCUCUUCGGCUAUGUCCAUGCCUUUAUCCGGUUCUAUGCUCUGUGCACGCUGUCUGAUACGGGCUGGGCGAGCAGGCCGCUUAUUGAUGCGCCG